Molecule: messenger RNA, 1167 nt
Organism: Spizellomyces punctatus DAOM BR117
Lineage: Eukaryota; Fungi; Chytridiomycota; Chytridiomycetes; Spizellomycetales; Spizellomycetaceae
Exons: 4
Coding region: 1-1167 (388 amino acids)
Source: RefSeq, a predicted model, not a curated record
AUGAAUGCUUUGGCAAAACGCGUGGGAAACUCUAGUUUUGAAUGCCAAACCUUUUUAAAUGAAUGCUUUGGCCCCAGUGUGGCCGCCAACCAAACGACUGCAAGGCCCGACCGGCGUUUAGAACUCGCCCUCAUCUCCCACGUUUACCUUGAUACCACUGCCAAACUGGAGUACUUAUUUGGUGCCAGCGGUCAAGCCGCCAUCGGGAACAGAAAAUUGCGAUGCCGAAUUGGCCCAUCCUUGGACACUUUGGCGGUGGCAAACAUCAACGAUGAGAAAAACCCACAUUUCAUCGACUCUCCCUACUUUACUGGAUAUGUAUCGGUGCGCGUGAAGAACUUUAAAGGGAUCACAGCGGACGGGUCCAAACCUAUCGAGUCCUUACCGUACUUUGAGAGCAAGAAACGGUUAUUCUCCGUACAAGUCUGUGGGAGAUUCAAACAUGAAUACACUGCAGAUGACGUUGUUUUUGGUUCAGAGUUUGAGAAGAAAGUGAUUCUGCCCACUGGCUCCUGGGUGGCCCUCAAAUUCGCUAAUCUGAUUGACCCAGCUCUAAAGAAUGAUGUGUAUGCUGACAAACCAUGGCUCUGGAGCCCGGCUCUCUGUUCAAUGAACAUUGUGAAUGUUGUAAAAGCGGAGAAUCCCGUCACAAAUGCCCAUCCCGCGGAGUCAAAUCCUCGAACUACCGUAGGCGGGCAGACUGUUACUGGACCUGAUACGUCAAAGUCAAAGAAUGUGAAACUGGAGGUCUCAAAACUUACCAAAUCUGCGGACGAGAAGCCAGAACCCCAACUGACAAAGUGGGCUUGGUUUGGACCUGACGAACUGCAAGAGAGUACGCAACUCCUGCUGUCGUCAAGAGAAGAUUCGCCAUUCCCUUCGGAUGGCAUCUCAGAGCGCAGAAAGUACUUUCAGAAUGAAAACGCGCGCAAAGAGAUGGUCUUCAAGCCAGAUUACAUUUAUAAUUUUGAGAUUUUUGCACCUUUCAUGAACCUCAAUACGUUUGAUCUGACGCUGGGCAUAAACAUCAACUUAUUGCAGUACUUGAAUAAGCAACCUAUACGAUUAAUAUCAAAAUCGCUCUCCAAGAAUGUACCGUUCUAUAUUAUUGAGUUCGACUUGGUGGACGAGUCGGAAAACGGUACAGACGAUGACGACGAGCAAUAG